This is a messenger RNA of Ochotona curzoniae (black-lipped pika), 2649 nucleotides long. It is a transcript of the gene TMEM170B, whose product is annotated as transmembrane protein 170B. Gene Ontology annotation, biological process: negative regulation of canonical Wnt signaling pathway. Gene Ontology annotation, cellular component: plasma membrane. NCBI's taxonomy places the organism in Eukaryota, Metazoa, Chordata, Mammalia, Lagomorpha, Ochotonidae. The record is from RefSeq and is a predicted model, not a curated record. The transcript is spliced from 3 exons. The coding region runs from base 86 to 484 and encodes 132 amino acids.
ACCCGCCGCUGCCGCCCCCCGAGCCUCGCGGCCGCCGCUGCCGCCCGGCGCCCCCGGAGAGGGCGGCGGGCGCCCCCCGGGGAAGAUGAAGGCGGAAGGAGGCGACCACUCCAUGAUCAACCUGUCGGUGCAGCAGGUCCUGAGCCUCUGGGCCCACGGGACGGUGCUGAGGAACCUCACGGAGAUGUGGUACUGGAUCUUCCUCUGGGCUCUCUUCUCGUCGCUCUUCGUCCACGGUGCUGCGGGCGUGCUGAUGUUCGUGACGCUGCAGAGGCACAGGCAGGGCAGGCUGAUCUCGGUCAUCGCGGUCAGCGUGGGAUUCCUGGCGUCCAUCACUGGGGCCAUGAUCACUAGUGCAGCCGUGGCCGGCAUCUACAGAGUGGCAGGCAAGAACAUGGCGCCCUUGGAGGCGCUGGUGUGGGGCGUCGGGCAGACUGUACUCACGUUAAUCAUCUCCUUUUCAAGGAUCCUCGCCACACUCUGAAGCCUGCGUGGGAAUGCCCGACCUCACCUAAGCAAACGGAGCGCCGGAUCGUGGUGGUGUUGUUAACCAGUAGAGACAGAAUGGCACGGGCGCUGUGCCCUCCCGGUCCCGGGCCAAGGCAGGCCUGGCGCGGUGGAGAGAGGCUGCCCUCUGGUGUUGGAGCGGAUGCACUCCCGCACUGCGCCCUUCGUGCCUCGGUCCCACGCAAGGUGCACGAAGACGCUCCGGGAAGCCACCAGAAAUAAAGCACCUUGUUUAGUGGCCAUUGGGGCCCGCCGUGGCGUGGAAACCAUCGUUCCUAGCGGCAUCGUGUCAAGUCACGGGGAUGUUUCGAGGAAUUGCAAUAUGUGCCAAACUCUUUUCUCUCCCUUAACACUGAUCAUGUGACAACUUGCCAGUGUAGCUGUAGAUGAGUGCUGUGAACAUAUGUGACACGAAUUCAGGUAACGUUGUGAGAUUCUGUGUUGUGAGCCGAGUCUGGUGUGAGUGUCCAAUCCCAAGUUGUCGGUGUGAGAGAGCCGGUGUGGUCGUCAGCGUGCUGUGCAUCUGGACCUAGGGCUUCCUUCUGUUUUGGCAUUGUUGUUACUUGACUCACGCAGGACGUCAGAGGCUUCUUCCCGGAAGAGGAGCAAGCCUGUGGGACGGACGGGGCUCUGUGGGGCGCACACUUGCCACACGGUGAACGGGCCCUUUGGGGGCAUUUCCCUUCUGUGUGUGUGAAAUCAUGGACUUCGUGGGUCACAGGAAUUCAGUGUGGAGAGCUGCUUGUAGAUUCUGUAAGACAGAAAGGCGCCAUGCAUGUUGCAUUCUUUGGCCCUUCUCAAGAAAGCGUUUGCCUCCCUCCUUGCUGCAGAGAUGGUCUCCACAACCAGACGGGCAUGAGUGUCCCAGUGCGGGCAUGGCACCUGCUGACACAUCUGAAUUUCUCUUUUUUUGAAAAGUGGAAACAGUCUUUCGUUUAAGCAGUGCAGUGGAUUAGGCUCUGGAGAUAAAACCUGGUUUAGGGAUAAGAGGCCAGUGACCUUGACAGGAAGGGGAGUGAGCCAUCUUUAUGUGGACGUGUGAGGACAUCAGUGUAGGCAUUGUAACUUUGGAUGUUCCCACUUGGCUUAUCGGCAGGGCCCCAGACGUGCCCUGGGUCAUUCAUUAGCGUGUUCAGCUCGUAGGCUGCCGUGGCGGUGACAUCACGGAAUAGGGGCUGUGGCCUUGGCACGCCCCUGUUGUCCUUGGGGAAUUGUGGACGAAGUAGGGGGAUUAGAAGGCCCAGCUGACCUGGGCUCCCGGGGGACCAGUUGACAUGAGAAAUGUGCAGAUUCCCACAGAAGCUAUUAACAAGAAUAUGACCUUACGGACAGUCUGAAAGGUCACCUGGCCUGGUCGCCUUACCGGCUCAGCUGACUUAGGUAAAAUACAGCAGAUCCAAGUCCCCGUUUAAAUGUAAGGCCUUUGUUACCGACAGCCCUCCAGCAGAAAAACACCGGAGAACGCCUGAACAGCGUGGCAGGGAGGAGCUGCCGAGGGGUGCUUUGCUGUGGGGAAGCCAGGCUAGGGAGAUGAGUUGGUUUAAGAAAACAGUCAGCUAAAUGGUUCUGUGCUCUUCGGGGUCUUUGGAGGAAAUCUUGAAGUGAUUCUUUGAACUCGGUGCCGGGAUGGAAUCGUUUCCAGGCGCUCUUCGUCUUUCGGAUGUUGUCUUGGGUUGAACUGGGCCUGACUUGGCUGGGGAGCUGCUUCUCUUUCCUUCCCUGGGCCUUGCUUGCCUCGUGCAUGGCCACGCUCCACUCCCCCUCUUCUCCAAGCAGGGCGCAGCAUCCGCCCGCCCACAAGACGUCCCCACUACCACGGGGACCCACCUUGCCUCUCGACUCCCGGAUGGAUUUAUUUUAGCAUGUGUAGGGGCGCGUAAGCUUUGCCGGAAGAUGGCGUGGCAGCAUUUCAUGGCUGGCUGACUGCUACAAAGAGCUGCAGGCUCUGGGUUCUUCCCCGGGGGAAGUGCGGAUCAGGGGGUGGGAGUCAGCUUGCAGAGGGCCCUGCAGUGAGCUCAUUAUCAAGUCGGUGUGUCAUGGGGUGUGUGUAGGUGAGCACUCUUCGUUUAGGGGGCAUUUUGCUUUCUGUGGCUGUUGUCAUUUACCUCCACUUGGAGUUUUGGGCUGUGCGUCACUGCUGAU